GGAGAUAGAGAUAGAACUGCCUCCAAUACACAACAAGUAGAUGACCCUGCACAACUCCAAGCAGGAUCUAAAGGGGGCAAGGAUAUCACAUGUUUUUUGUACUGGGAGAUUAUUAGCCACCUCUUCCAAGUCUAGCAGUGGCAGUGGUGUGUGCUAUUUUUUAUUUUGGGGGGGGAGGAAAGGAUCGAGUUAUAGUUGAAGAUUGAUCUUGCUUCACUAACAUUGCUAUCGGGGGGGAGACCUGGAAGACACUGCAAGACCCAUGGAGAUGAAGUUCAAAGGUUUUUUAUGCUUCUGUCUGAAAUGGAUGGAUUGGUUUUAUCCAUAGGUGUUUAAAAUAAAAAAAAAAACACUUAUAAAGCCAGAUGGAAAAUGGGAAGCUUCAGCUAGAGAAUAAGGGAUACGAAGUAACUGAAAGGGUCUCACUGGAUUUAUACAUGACAACUGAAAGAGCUGAAAAACCUGGACUUCAUGCUGAAGGUUUUGUGGACAUUAAGUAGUGACACAGGUCUAAGACAUACCAAGGGCCACGACUCUUGCACUAGACAGGGAUGAGUGUUGGGAGAAUAAACCUUUAAAGCAUUGUAUCCUCAGAAGAAGACGGCCUAAGGCUGAUCACCAUGCCUGGAGUAAACGGUUUCGGAAAUGGAAAAAUCCACACCCGGAGGAAGUGCAGGAACAGGUUUGUGAAGAAAAAUGGACAGUGCAAUGUUCAAUUCGCCAACAUGGAUGACAAGUCUCAAAGAUACAUGGCUGAUAUGUUCACAACAUGUGUGGACAUCCGCUGGCGGUACAUGCUGUUGCUCUUCUCCCUUGCCUUUUUGAUAUCAUGGCUGGUGUUUGGAUUUGCUUUUUGGCUAAUCGCCCUCAUCCACGGAGAUCUAGACAACCCUGCAGGCGAUGACAACUUCAAGCCUUGUGUUUUGCAAGUCAACGGCUUCAUAGCUGCUUUUCUUUUCUCCAUUGAAACUCAGACUACUAUUGGAUAUGGGUUUCGCUGUGUCACUGAGGAAUGUCCUGUUGCCGUUUUCAUGGUGGUCUUUCAAUCCAUUGUUGGGUGUAUUAUCGACGCUUUCAUGAUUGGGGCAAUCAUGGCAAAGAUGGCACGGCCAAAGAAGAGAGCCCAAACCUUACUUUUCAGUCAUAAUGCUAUAAUAGCGAUGAGGGAUGGAAAGCUUUGUCUCAUGUGGCGUGUCGGGAACCUUAGGAAGAGUCACAUUGUUGAGGCCCACGUUAGGGCUCAGUUGAUUAAGCCACGCAUUACAGAAGAAGGGGAAUACAUACCCCUUGACCAAAUAGACAUAAACGUUGGGUUUGAUAAAGGUUUAGACCGUAUCUUCUUGGUUUCUCCAAUAACAAUUAUUCACGAAAUUGAUGAGUGCAGUCCUUUAUAUGGCAUAAACAAACAGGAAUUAGAAACUGCAGAUUUUGAAAUUGUGGUCAUACUUGAAGGGAUGGUGGAAGCCACCGCUAUGACAACCCAAGCUCGUAGCUCAUACCUGGCAAGUGAGAUUCUGUGGGGCCAUAGGUUUGAACCUGUUCUCUUUGAGGAGAAAAAACAAUACAAAGUAGACUAUUCCCACUUCCACAAAACCUACGAGGUGCCCUCAACUCCACGCUGUAGUGCCAAGGACAUGAUUGAGACUAAAUUCCUGGUUCCUAGUACCAACGCCUUUUGUUAUGAAAAUGAACUUGCUUUUAUGAGUAGGGACGAAGAAGAUGAUGAGGCCAGCCGAGUACUGGAUGACUUGAGUCCAGACAGUAGGCAUGAAUUUGAUAGACUACAAGCCACCAUCGCACUGGAUCAGAAGUCAUACAGGCGGGAAUCAGAGAUAUGACCCCUAACCAUUGACCUUGUGUCAGGUUUUUUUGGUUUGUUUUGUUUGGUUUAAUGAGUACAUGCAGAACAAUGCAAGUGCCAUCGGACAACUUAACUGCUGCAAUAACAUUGAGAGAUCACAUUAUAAAAUCAGUGGGCAAGAUUCUUAUGAAUCUAGAAGAGUAAGCAGAAAUGCUGAAGCAAAAUACAAUUACCAUAUGUUGUGGUAAAAAAACAAAAACAAAAAAUGGCUUCCUGGAAGUGUAUCCGAGACUAAGAAAUGAUCUUGUUUCUUAAUGAAAACUUGAAUUUUUUUUGUAUGAUUGCUCAAGCUGAAAGCUUAAAAUAAAAUAAUACAAAGAAAUGUAAUAUAGAAAUGAAAGAGAUUAUUUAGCAUUGAUCUGUAAAUAGGUUGCUUAGGUAAGUUAUAUGUUGUAACUUAACAAUUGGAAAUGCAGUGUUUUUUGCCUGCUUUUUUAAGCUCCUAGGACACCAGCGGGAAUGCAGUAUUGCCACAAUUAGAGAUAAUAAUGCAGUUAUCCACAUUUUAAAACAUAUACACAAAGGAGCUGUAGAUUUGUGGUGCAUGCAAAUUUCCUUGGACUCACACUGCAACAAUGCACAACAAAUUAACCACACACUCUGAGAGACUACUGUAUUGGCAAGCACAAUUUACUGCAGAAUAAGUAAAAUUACUGGUACAAGAAGCUUGACAAAACAGACACAAUCCUAGUAAAGGAAAGCAAUAUUGCCAUGAAUAGAUCAAUCAUUUUACUACCAUAUACUGUAAAAUAGUUAUAAACUAUGUGUAUUCACAGGUGAGCUCCUGAAUAUAGGAGAAGCAGUGAACUUAGUACUCAACUGAAACAAAUACUUUCUAGUUCCUUUAGUUGAAUUACAAUAAUUAUCAGUAAAGUAAAAUAAGUAAAGUUUAAAACGUACAUACACUGAUUCAUAAAAUUCUAACUUGAAAAUUAACACCUACUGAAUUGCAUCCAUUUUAAGGACUUAUUGUCUGAAAAGUUUGAUAUCUAGUCAGCAAUAUUAUUAUGGGUAAUCGGGAUAUGCACAUUUCAGCAUUACAAGA
Messenger RNA from Polyodon spathula (Mississippi paddlefish), 2906 nucleotides. Its product is annotated as ATP-sensitive inward rectifier potassium channel 12-like. Gene Ontology annotation, biological process: potassium ion import across plasma membrane; regulation of monoatomic ion transmembrane transport. Gene Ontology annotation, cellular component: plasma membrane. Gene Ontology annotation, molecular function: inward rectifier potassium channel activity. Lineage: Eukaryota; Metazoa; Chordata; Actinopteri; Acipenseriformes; Polyodontidae. The record is from RefSeq and is a predicted model, not a curated record. Bases 621 to 1838 code for a protein of 405 amino acids. The transcript has 2 exons.